GUUAUUAUUUCGCUAUUUUAAUCACGUUUUUCACAGUUUGUUGAUAUCGUUGAUUUAAAAUACAAUGCCCAAAUACAAUUAGGGUUAGGUUGGAUUAUGUGAGUUCUUUCUUUGUGUGGCGGUCCCCCGCUCACACAACUAAUACUUAGCAGAAACAUACACGAAAAAGUACCGUGGCCCGCACAGCGCAGUGGUAGCGCUCGAGACUCAUACACCUGAGGACCACAGGUUCGAAACCCACUGCGGCCAACAUCUUUUUUCCGUCAUCAAAAUACUUCAUAUCGUGGACAACGCUCCUCCAACGCCAAGCCGCCACAUUUGUACCUUUACGCAGAUAUGCUACAAUUUACACGUUCGAAUUGCGUGUGAGUUGAGCAUAAAAAAAUUUACGUGUUACAGUAUUAAAAAAGUACCACUGUGCUCCAAAAGAAAAGAGAGAUAUUUAUAAAAGAGGAAAUAAAAGCCGGUAGGAUUCAAGAGACAAAUUGCAAAACGAUUUAUUUCAAACGAUUUAUUUUUUCGAUUGAGGUUAGAGGUUGGUAGCACAGUUUAUUUAUCUUUUACGCUACGAGAAAAAUGGCAGAAGGUUUCGGAAGAGAACCACCGAUCUACAACGAAGAAACAACUGCGGGACAAUCUUUGUCGGACUUUUUACUGCAAUUGGAGGAUUAUACACCUACGAUACCUGAUGCUAUCACCGAGCAUUACUUGCAUACAGCUGGUUUCAGUACCACCGACCCUAGGAUAGUACGCCUAGUAUCUUUGGCUGCACAAAAGUUUAUUUCUGAAAUUGCCAACGAUGCGCUGCAACAUUGUAAGACACGUGGUGCUAAU
Messenger RNA from Pogonomyrmex barbatus (red harvester ant), 834 nucleotides. RefSeq names its product transcription initiation factor TFIID subunit 10-like. Lineage: Eukaryota; Metazoa; Arthropoda; Insecta; Hymenoptera; Formicidae. The record is from RefSeq and is a predicted model, not a curated record.